Molecule: messenger RNA, 4068 nt
Organism: Dreissena polymorpha
Lineage: Eukaryota; Metazoa; Mollusca; Bivalvia; Myida; Dreissenidae
Product: putative inhibitor of apoptosis
Exons: 11
Coding region: 750-1553 (267 amino acids)
Source: RefSeq, a predicted model, not a curated record
GAUCAGCUGACAACUAAUGACAACUUCCCUGUCUAAUUUGGAACACAUCGCUCUGCUGUGUUGGCUAGUUAAAAGUUGGUGUAGAACAGAUGUGUAUAAAGGUUUUAACAAAAACAUGAAGCGAAAGUCGAUGCCAAGUUAGCCCGUGCAUUGACAUAUCGUUAUAAAGCGCCUGAGUGUGUGCUGUUUUAUAUCAUCGAUUUACCUAUCAUCGGCGAGCUGGACCUUGUGCCUAAAUCCCCAAACAUGUUGCCGCGUAGAUGCAUUCUUAUACUCUUAAUGAUUUCCGGCGUAGAACCAAACCCAGGUCCCGGGAGUUCAAGUUCCGAAGGAGGAGAAGAUAAGCCAGAGCACGUCGCGUGUGGACACGACUAAUGCUGCAACGCGGGAGACGGUACCAUUUUGGCGUAUCCGAUAAUAUAAUGGAAAGUCCUGGAAACUUCAAGAAAUGUGUUAGGAUUCAAAAUGAAAUAUAUGAUUAAAUGUGUAUCAAGGGUAAGACAUCACCUCUUGAAUCAAGGCAUCUGAUAUUGGUAGCCGUUGGGUACAGAUUUCAAAUUGGUGUCUGGUACCAAGUACUCAGGCAUGCACUAUGAAUGGCUUGUUGCUGAGAACAUCCAACCUGAAAUAGUCAGAUAGGUAAUACACGCAGAGGCUACAAAGCGCAAUAUAAACAGUUCAGGACAUUUCACUCUCGUGUAGAUACCUUUACCAACUGGCCUUCACACCUAAAGCAGAGGCCGACAGAAAUGGCAGUGGCAGGAUGGUAUUACACGGGCGAUGGGGAUGAGUGUAUAUGUUUCGCCUGUGGCGGUGGCUUGGCGAAUUGGCAACAAGAAGACGAUCCCUGGAUAGAGCACUGUAAAUUUAAGGAGUGCCCAUAUUUAUGGGAGGCCAAAGGCGAUGACUUUAUCAAUCGACACCAAGAGAUACCAGAUUUUGCUGCUACACAAACGGAGUCGAACCAGGUUGCCAACGAUUAUAUACCUGUUGAAUUUCCUGAACUAAAUCAUUGCAAACACGCACACAGCGACACACAAGCGGAUCAAAACUCGAAUGUUGGCAACAUUACAACUGCUGCGAUUGAACAAGAAGUCACCAUAGGACCUGGUCAGGGAGAAAAUGAUGCACUUCAUCAUUCGACUGCUACGCACCAGCAUGACUUCGGUUAUGACGAUGUUGGUAUGACCGACCAAAAUUACCACGUCGCUGUAGAACAACCUUACUUGGUUUUGCCUGAAUUUGUCGAACAAGGCAACAGAGAUCAAAAUAGAAAUGGGAAUUAUGUUGAUGUAGCACUGAGCCUUACUGAGCAGAACGACAUCGAUGAUCCUAACUUGGAUUUCGCCCAGCUUAUCGAACCAGAGAGAAAUCUGUAUGGAAACUUACAAAGACGUUUUACGUGUCGUAUAUGUCACAUUAACAGAGUGAACGCACUGUUCCUACUAUGUAGGCAUCUUAUGUUCUGCAUGGAGUGCACAUUAUACGUUGAUGAGUGUCCAUUCUGCGACACACCAAUUUUCGAAAGGAUUCGCACGUUUAUGACAGGUUGAAUCAACACAAAGAAAGUAUACAUCGUUGAAGAACUCUAUUAAAUUAGGUGUCUUUUGGGCCAGACAUGGAGAUGAAGACAUUGUUUUCACCCGGCACACAGCACACGUUCUUCUUGGAUUGCACACAACCCUACGAUAGGUAUCAACACUGCAGCAAAACGAUGAAAGAAAUGAUUUGCACAUAUGUGGAAUGAACAAUCAACGUAUAUCUUUUUAUGUAUAAGCAGAUUAUGUGCACCACGUGGUAUGAUAUAUGAUUUUGACUAAAUAAACUCUAGAUAGCUGGAGAAUCUGCUAAUGCCACAAUUUUUCUUCUGUAAAGUGUCUAAGUAACAGUUACCAACAAAAUAUAGUGCACCAGAGCUAUUUCCGCUAUAGUUAUCGGCGCAAACAAUGUGUUAAGUGAACGGGGAAAGAUUUAGAACACGUCCGUUGAAUAGUUGAACAUUGGUCUUGUUGUACCCGGUGAAGUUUGUGUGAAACACUAAUUACAUAUCAUCUUCGUGUUUAUCUCACUACCCUCAAACUUUCAUGCAAUUUUCUUUUACUGAUUAGCGGUGAUGCGUAUCCACCAAAAAUGUGCGCUUUCACAUAUUUUUAUCAUAUUUAAAUUAACAUACACGAUAAGCCAAUUAUCGCAUGGGGACAUCACCAGAAAAGCGUUUCACAUGUUUUGAACUAAAGCGCACAUGAGCUUUGUAUAUUGGAAAAAAAAGGAGCACGUGUAAAUCUUUUUGAUUUUGGAUGAACAUAAAUUAAUAUUUAAACAAGAACUGGGGACUGGUUUAAACUUCGUUGGUUUAUCCUGUAUAAAUACAUCUGGGAUCCGUCUAUACACAACCUCCAAUCUUUAGUUUAAACAUAUUUUAUUUUACGAACAAACAUGGUAUACAUUUGCAUAGAAUAUACAGUUACAAAUAAGUCACGUUGUUCAAAAAAAGGAUUAGAACGAAAGAUCGAGAUCUUAUAAAGUUCUCCUCCAAUCUCCAAUCAACUCCAAUCAAUCAACCUCCAAUCUUUAAACAUGUAGUCAAUAAAAUGCCUGUUGAGAUUAAUGAGUUAUGCUUAUCGUCUUCCUUUAUAUAAUUACAUCGAAGAGCUGAUGAUAAUUGCAUAUAGUUAUUUAUUGGUAACUGACGUAUCUAUCAUUGCAAAUACCAUUAUGAUAAAAAACAAGUCGCUUCGUAAGAACGACUACAACGGGUAUGCAAUAUGUGUUGUGUAAUAUCCUUAAUGCUGCAGUAAGAUAUGCAUUUAAAACAAUACGUAUAGAACAUAAAUUGGCUAUGGCUUCACAACGGAUAAUGUAACUGAAUUGGACAUGGAUGUAUUAACAACACACCUACAGAUAUCUUUAACAGAUCAUGAACGUCAAUUCCUCAAUAUAUGUGACUAAUUGUAUUUAUCUUGAGUAUGAAGAUGUAUGUACACGUACUGUAUUAAAUUGUGUAUAACAUUUUAAUGUGUUUUUUUAACAAGAAUUGUGAUAUAUUUCUGUUGAGUGUCUGUAUUGUAUUUUCAUUGAUUUAAAUGCGUUUUCUUGGUGGUUUGAUAAGACAUUUCGUUUGUACAAUAAUAUGUUUUACGGUAUUCUAUCAUUUUUUUUUAAAUAUUAAUUUAAACUUCGUUGUACUCUGUAUGAUACUGGUUGUAUUGUUUUGUAUUUAACUUAAUAUAAAUAAAUAAAUACAAUACAAAUACAAUAUAUAAUAGGGUUGAUCAGCAUUUCAUGUUAAAAGUUUGAGAUUUUACACAUAAGAUUAUAUUACAUUAUAAAUGGUUUUAUCUUUUCAAAAUAUGAAUUGCUGUAACGUUUGUGUUGUGUAUAUGACUGUGGUUGUUGAUAACGAGUUAACGAAUUAUAAGAGCAAGAACACGUGCUUCUGACAUAAUGAGAUGCAUAUAAUUAAACAUAUUUUUUUAGAAUGUAUUUUGGCAAAAUGAUUUUAUAUUUCAACUUAAAAUGUAAUUUGAUGUUUCUAUUACAAUUAUCCUCGCAAUUAUAUAUUAAAUAAGUUAAUAUAAAGUCAUAUAAAUAAUUGCCAAGAAGCCGACAUAAAUGAGAUUAUCACAUUGAAUUUAUUAAAUUGUACAUUAUGUUUUUUUUUAAAUAUUAUUUACUCUAUAUAUAUUGAUAUAUUUUAUACUUUACUGUUUUUGUAAAUAUUAAUGUACUACUGAUGAUAUUUUUUUUAAAUGACUAGUUUAACAGGUCAUUUUUAUGUUUUCUUUUUUGGUAUUUGCAUGUUUAAUUACUUUUAAAAAGAACGAUUGUGUGGAAUUAAAAUGGAGUCUUAGUAAUGUCCAUAACAUUAUUAUGGCGAAUACUUGUAUUCACUUUAAUAUUAUUCAAUGACAAUCGUAUUGGUUAAAUGAUGAUGCAAUUCAUAACAUAAAAAGUGUUGAAACUUUUGUCAUUGCCAGCAAUCUAAACAAUACCUAUGCAUACCAUGUUAAGAUCUAUAAAGUUUAAACAGCCUGUAUUUUUUUCGGAACUGUGAUGUUGCCAACCCUA